GGGGCGGCAGUGUGGCUAUCGUCUGUGUGCUGCGGGGACCCUACAGGAAUAUUUCGUCCCAUUAUUGGUCUGUCUGGGAAGUGUUCCUUCAGCUCCCGUGGUGUUGUGCUUCAGUUCUCUCUUGUAAGCCGUAGUGCUUCGUAACUGCUCGUCCUGUUCAGACCUCCGCCAUGAGUUUCACGGGAAUGAAUCCGAACCGCCGAUACAGCUUGCUGGAGGUGUCGGGCGGCGCGAGUCGUCUGCGGCCACGAAGCUCCUCCACCAGCGUCGUGACUGUUACCGAGGCGACCCCGGAGCUGAGGACUGUGGGGGACCGGCGCCCCCCGCCCACCCCCGGCUACACGCCCUGCUUCGUCAGUCCCCGCCUCGCCUUCUCCACGCAGUUCAACUACGACUCGCCCAUCCAGAUCCUCACGUGCCGCAGCAAUAACGUGUUGAAGCCGGUGUCGAAGUGGACGUCCCGCUUCUACCUGUGUUCCGGGAAGGGGCUCUUCAUCACCGUCAUGCUUUCACUUUGCUUCAUCGGCUGCAUGUGGAUGGGAGGAAGUGAUUAUUUGCCGCCCUCGACAGGCAAGGAGGUUCCCGUUCCCCCCGGCGCGGCUCAGCAUCUCUGUGACGCCCACGGGACCGGCGCUGACUGUGGCGGCGCCCACCCCGUCACCAGUUCACUUCAGAAGUUCCUGAAGGAUGCAUCGACGCACGAACACACUCUUACCGACCAGCAUCGCACCAAGCAGGAGGAAAGUGAACAAGUUGUAGCCGCGGGUGGCCAGGAGGAGAGGAAUUACAGGCCCAGGGUGCCCACCGUGCAGGGGCAAUAUGAAGACAACGUUCGGGAGCAUCUAGGCGAUGAUCCCUCGUCAACGGUGAACCCGACACAGCGUGGCGAGGAGACUCUGAAUCAUAUGACACUGAGCAGCGAAGACCUGCAGGCGGUUCGAGAAGGUCUUGCUAGAGCAAAGAGAUCUUUGAUAGCCGAAGGAAGGGACCCUAUGCAGUCAAACCAGGACGACAUGCAAAAGUCCAUGAGGGUUGUUGAGGAAGAGGCUAUACUGCCACAAGACUUCGCUAACAGGUCCCCUCAACCACAGUACGAGCCUCGGGGACAACCCUCCCCACACUACGAGGCUGCCAGACCAUCCCAACCCCAGCACGGACUUAGCAGACACCACCAACCAAAUUUCGCAGAGGACUCUCGACCCCACCUACGAAAAGAUUCUACCAGACGUCCCCAGAACUCUCGUUUGGACUUUUCAAACCAGAAUAUGCCAGGUGAAAACCGUCAGAAUCACUUCCGGCAGCCCCAACUACGUCAGGACACACUCGGACAGUCCCAAAGCCUUGCGGAUGGCUCCCAAAGACAUUAUAUGCCCGAUGAAGCUCGCAAGACCAACUUGAGACCACUCCCGUCACAGAACGAAGAUCAUAGACAACCCCAGCUGCAACAGGAUGCAACCGGGCAGACUCACCACUCUCAAGAAGACCGCCAGAGAGAACAGAUGACAGAGGAAGUCCACCAGAGCCACUUCAGGCAGGUCCCGCCACAGCACGAAGUCCAUAAACAACCCCAACUACAACAGAACAUAAACGAGCAACUUCACAGCUCUCAAGAAGACAGCCAGAGAGAACAGAUGACCGAGGAAGUCCACCAGGGCCACUUCAGGCAGGUCCCGACACAACACGAAGUCCAUAAACAACCCCAACUACAACAGAACAUAAACGAGCAACUUUACAGCUCUCAAGAAGACAGCCAGAGAGAACAGGUGUCUGAGGAAGCCCGCCAGAGCCACUUCAGACAGGUCCCGACACAACACGAAGCUCUUGGACAACCCCAGCCACAAGAAGACACUAGCGAGCAGCCCCACCGCACUCCUGAGGACCUCCAGAGACAAGACAGCCCCGAAGACGAGCGCCAGCGCCAACAACAGGCUCUCGACCAACUCUACAUCCAGCACAUGAACCUGGAACGCAACAACUACCACCGCGAGAAGCAGAUCGUGGGGAAGGAGAUCAGCGAUAGAGAACUGUUGAGGCACCGCGAGCAGGAACGUCUUUGGGAGGAACAAAGGCGACAGACGCACAACAAAUCGCCCCAGGGGCAACCCAGAACGCCCCCGCAGCAGAGAACGCCAGGCAGUGGUUUGAAGCAGCGGGAGUCGGGACGUCCUCACCAAGAGGAAACUCGUCACAGGGAAGAGUUUAUUCCUUACGAUGAGCGGCACCCUGCGUGGAGGGACCAGAGGCUCCCGCGCGGCGUUAACCCCAAGAGGUACUACAUCCAUAAUGACCUCUAGGAAAACCUGCCUCUAGGCGCGCUAGGCCAAUGUGCGCUUCUCAGUGUGGCGUUCGUCCUCUAGCAAGUCCAUUACUGAGCCAUUGUACGUCUUGUAGGGAUUUUAACUAACUGUGAUUUCUCAAGCCGUUUUUACACGCUCUUAGCCACUAUGCGCUUCCCAGUGUCGUGUAUUUUAACUAAAAAGUGAUUUCUUUAGCUGGUUUCACAUUCACUGGGUUGCUGCGAGUUUCAAUGUGGUCUUUUAACUUUUAGUGUGAUCUAGUCCAAUACUCGACUAUUUUAUUUUUGUUUCGCUUAAGGCGUAUUGUUACUCUAUCUGUACUACUUAUCUAAUGAGAUUGGUUAUUUUAAACUGAUCUCUGUAAUAUUUUAAUUAACCUGCGAAUAUUGUGGUAAUACUAUAAGUGUAGUAAUACUAUAAGUGUAAAGCUAAAUAAACUUAAUUUUUAAA
Molecule: messenger RNA, 2747 nt
Organism: Eriocheir sinensis (Chinese mitten crab)
Lineage: Eukaryota; Metazoa; Arthropoda; Malacostraca; Decapoda; Varunidae
Product: trichohyalin-like
Exons: 7
Coding region: 171-2294 (707 amino acids)
Source: RefSeq, a predicted model, not a curated record